GUAGACGCGUGGGAAUACUAACGUUUUGAUUACGUUGUGGGUUAACAAUUUGUGUAGUGUGAGGGUCGACACUCACACAGAUAGUGACCACUGACUAGUAUUGGAAGAAGGUGAUCAAACAUGCGGUCAGCAAGGCAGUCACAUUUCUUGAACCACCUGGUGCACCGGCGUGGGAAGAUGGAAGUGGAGGAGGAAAUACCUGACACUAAGGAUGCGUCCAGGCCCUUCCUCACCAGAAAUACAGGUGAGGUUGGGAUCUACAUUGACCCAAUCGAUGCUAAGGCAGUUAACCCAAAAGAGUUUGGCCUGGAGCACUGCUUCAUGAUGGCAGUUAGGGACAGCCUGCUGGAGUACCUGUACGAGGUGGACCUGGUGAAGGUGAAGGGUGCCCUUGAACGUAGAGGAUUGUUCAAGGGGUCAUCUUGGAGGAAAUACGGAAAGGUAGGGCAACAUAGAAGAUGUGACAGUUACAUGGCCAGUAUGAUCUUGAUAGUUACCUUCGAUCACCUUGAGGGUCUGGAGAGUCUUUGGAGGCUUUGGGAGAAGGACAAAUUGUCGGCAUUGUUCCAGGAACUGUUCGUCACCAACGACACACUGAAGCAAUGCUGUGUGACUCGACUGACUAUUCGCGCCAAAAUGUGGGAGGAUGAGUAUGUGGAUUGCAAAGAAGAGAUGCUCAACAGGUCCAGUGAGCGAGUCAGCAUUGCCAAGUUCCCUAAUGACAUACGAAUCCUGAAAGAGAUCCGGGAUUGCCAGAAACAGCUUGGCGAGGACACCACGAGGAUGAGGGACAUGGAGAACGAUUUCGAGCUGAAUCUGGACGACUUCAUGAUCUGCGUGAAACGCAUCCUGCCAGAUGAUGUUGCUGUAAUCCACUCACUGGGUGACUUCCGCAACUCUGUCACAGUAGCUAAGGGCAUCCGGAAAACAGGAUUUGAAUCCAUCGACAUAUAUCUUGAUACUCUUGAUGUCAUUGAAGAGAUCUUUGAUAACUUGGAGAGGGUUUUCUGCUACCGGCUUUCCCAAAUUCACGGAGUGUGCCAGACGGAGGAACAGAAAGACAAAGUGGAGAUGAUCAAGGCAAGCAGGAAGGAUAUGGAAGAACUCCUUAAACCAGACCACAGUCUUCUCAAAGUUCGGUUCAAAGACUGGGAAGUUAAGAUUAAUCAGCGUGAAAAGAAAUUAUUUGUAGGGCUAAUUAGUUUGAUACCAAUAGCACUGGAGAAGGUCAUUGAUAUAGAUCAUUAUAUAGAUGAGUUCAUUACCGCUUUCCCGGAACAGAUCGCAUAGUGGAUUGAAACAAACAUUGUCGUAUCUGUCCGAAGGUGUCAGAAGAAGACAUAUCGGUUUGCCGACAUAAUGGCAUCCACUCUCCCCAUUAUGUAAAUUGAUCACAGAUUUUAAUAUCCCCAGUUGCAACUUUAAGUCACUCCUUCCAAAUACAUGUAAUGCAAUUGAGUACAUGUCCAUUUAUAUGUUAAUGCGAGAUUAGAUAGGCGUUUUAAAUCUUGGUGUAUGUAUUUACUUUUGAGAACAUGUGUACAUGUGUAUGUAAACAAAUUUAUCUUACCUCGCAUAUAAAAGACAUAAAUUUCUGAUUGGA
This is a messenger RNA of Haliotis rubra (blacklip abalone), 1603 nucleotides long. RefSeq lists its product as uncharacterized. NCBI's taxonomy places the organism in Eukaryota, Metazoa, Mollusca, Gastropoda, Lepetellida, Haliotidae. The record is from RefSeq and is a predicted model, not a curated record. The transcript is spliced from 5 exons. The coding region runs from base 121 to 1290 and encodes 389 amino acids.